Drosophila montana is the source of this 1829-nucleotide messenger RNA. It is a transcript of the gene Ppt1, whose product is annotated as Palmitoyl-protein thioesterase 1. The transcript is spliced from 5 exons. The coding region runs from base 206 to 1150 and encodes 314 amino acids. Gene Ontology annotation, molecular function: palmitoyl-(protein) hydrolase activity. NCBI's taxonomy places the organism in Eukaryota, Metazoa, Arthropoda, Insecta, Diptera, Drosophilidae. The record is from RefSeq and is a predicted model, not a curated record. Gene Ontology annotation, biological process: protein depalmitoylation; receptor-mediated endocytosis. Gene Ontology annotation, cellular component: lysosome.
UAACAGAAUACAAAAUUUAAAUCAAUAACGUCUUUUGCGCGCCAUCUUUCAAGCCAAUCAGCUGUUGGCAUCAAUAACAAGGUGGCAAGGCUAUUUAUCUCAGACAGCUGUUUGGCGUAAGAUCCGGCAACGCCGUUAAUAGCACAAUAUUUGUAUACAGCGUAAAUAGGCCGGUGGUGCAUUUUUUAUAAAUUGAAGCUGAUUAAUGCAUUGCAAAAUGCGGUUACUGGUCAUUGCACUUUAUUUGAUUAGCUGCUUGCACUUUGGUCAAGCCAAUAUAACAGACGGCAACAACGACAACAACAAUGACAAUGGCAAUAUUCUGCCCGUGGUACUGUGGCAUGGCAUGGGCGACACUUGUUGUUUUCCCUUCAGCCUGGGCUCCAUUAAGAAGCUGAUAGAGGAGCAUACGAACGGCACCUACGUGCGUUCCUUGGAGAUAGGCGCCAAUAUCGUUUUGGAUUAUGAGAGUGGCUUCUUUAUACAUCCGAACAAGCAGGUCGACUACGUCUGUCAGCAGCUGGCACGAGACGAAAAGCUGGCCAAUGGAUACAAUGCCAUUGGCUUCUCGCAGGGCGGUCAAUUUUUGCGAGCGCUGGCACAGCGUUGUCCCACGCCGCCAAUGCGAGUGCUCAUCAGCUUAGGCGGCCAGCAUCAGGGCGUCUAUGGAGUGCCCAAGUGUCCCACGCUAAGCGUCAGCAGCUGCGAGUAUAUUACCAGGCUUCUAAACUAUGCUGCCUAUGAUGAGAGGGUCCAGAAUGGUCUGGUGCAGGCUACCUACUGGCACGAUCCACUGCAUGAGAAUAGCUAUCGGCUGAAGAGCAGCUUUCUGGCAGACAUCAACAACGAGCUGUACAUUAAUGAACGCUAUGCAGAGAAUCUUAACAGGCUUAAAAGAUUUGUUAUGGUUAAAUUCCUCAACGACACCAUUGUGCAGCCUAAGGAGUCGCAGUGGUUUGAAUUCUAUGCACCUGGUCAGGACAAACACAUACUGCCGCUAAGCGAAAGCAAAGUUUUUAAGAAUAUUGGGUUGGAGGAAAUGAAACUACGUGGGAAGCUACAGUUUCUCAGCGUCGAAGGCGAUCAUCUGGCCAUAUCAAAGGAGUGGUUUAUCAAGGAACUGGUGCCGCUUCUUCUGAAACUAGAAUGAAGAUUACGCCAAGCAUGACGGCUUUGAUGGCUCAUGCGGGCAAACAAAGAAGCUUUACUAGCGUAUUUUAUAGCUGAGUAACGCACGAUAUAGAACAUAUGUACAUUAUAUAUGCUUGAUUUGAUUAUAUAUAUAUAUAUAUAUAUAUAUAUAUAUAUAUAUUAUAUAUAUAAAAUUAGUAAUUUCAAAGUUCAGGUUUGCAUACAAAAUAGAUUUGCCUUAUUUAAAAUAUUAUACAUACAUAUUUAUUAGCUUUGUUAAGGUUGUAAGCUAUUAUUAUUAAUAUUAAUAAACAUUUCUGGGAAAUAUUCAAUGCAAGGCAGUCGCGUGUUCCGACUAUGAUUCAUAUAUUACGAACUUGACGUCUACAUACAUAUAUUUAUAUUUAUAUAUAGGAAUAUAUAUUAUGUAUAUAUAUAGCUAUGUACACGGGGCAACUAACAAAAGCUUAUUGACAACCAUAGAAUUAUAAAGAUUUACAUUUGACAUUCAAUUGAUUAAAGCAAAACAAGUGGAUAACCACAACCAGCACAGAUCCAGUGCAGCACAGAUUCCUAUGGGUGCGGAAAAUAUUAUUGUUAUAGGUCUUUCGGAGUAGGACUUCUUCUUCUUUUUUUGGUAGAUGCACCACAUCAUGGCAUUAGCAAGCACAUCAUAACUUGGACUUUGUAUUUGUAUU